Clonostachys byssicola is the source of this 1050-nucleotide messenger RNA. NCBI's taxonomy places the organism in Eukaryota, Fungi, Ascomycota, Sordariomycetes, Hypocreales, Bionectriaceae. The record is from the annotation of a GenBank genome assembly.
AUGGCCACUCGACCCCGCCUUAACGAUCCUUUGCUGUUAAUUGGGAAGAACUACAUCAACGGUGAAUGGACAGAAUCGACUUCUGGAAAGACCUUUGAAGUGACAGCCACUCUUAUUACUUGGGAGAAUGGCAAGGCGAAAUUAGAUGCCGCUGGUGAAGUCCAGUUUGCGGCUAGUUUCUUUGAAUGGUUCUCCGAAGAAGCUGUGCGUGUGUACGGCGACGUGAUUCCCCAUAGUAAUACCGCUAUGAGGGUGUCUGUGAUGAAGGAGCCUAUCGGGGUUUGUGGACUAAUUACUCCGUGGAACUUCCUAGCAGCUAUGAUUACCAGAAAACUCGGUCCCGCCCUAGUAGCCGGUUGUACAGUAGUUACAAAGACAGCCGGCGAAACCCCCUUCACCGCUAACGCCCUGUUCCUCCUCGGCGAAAGAGCCGGUGUUCCAAAAGGCGUCAUCAACCUCGUCUGCGCUCUUAAUAAUACACCUGAGAUAGGAGCCACCAUCUGUGCCUCCUCCAUCGUUCGCAAGAUCUCCUUCACCGGCUCAACCCGAGUCGGCAAGUUGCUAAUGCAGCUCUCAAGUCCGACUUUGAAGAAGCUGAGCUUGGAGCUGGGAGGCAACGCUCCUUUUAUUAUUUUUUAUGAUGCAGAUUUGGAUCUUGCGCUUGCGGGGGUAGCUGCAAGCAAGUUCAAAUCUUCAGGGCAGACUUGUGUAUGUGCAAAUCGCAUCUUUGUUCAGAGUGGUGUGUAUAAUGCAUUCAUGGCGAAGCUGAAGGAGGCGGUUGACAAGUUUAAGCUUGGGCAUGGGUUUGAGGAAGGCACCACGCAUGGACCGUUGGUGACGCCUAGUGCUGCGCAACGACUGGCUGGUCUUGUGGAAGACGCUCUCAAGGGUGGUGCCCAGCUUGUUUCUGGCGGAAAUGCACGACCAGAUCUUGGCAUUAAAGAAUCCGGGAUGGGUCGUGAAGGUAGCAAGUAUAGCAUCGAGGACUACCUUACGACCAAGACUGUCGUUACUGGCAACAUUGCUACUACUCAUAGAUCACAUCUUUAG